AUGUUCGACAUACUCCCCAACCUCCUCACCACCGUCCUAACCAUCCUCCUUCCGAUAUACGCCUCGUACAAAGCCCUCCGUACCUCCGACCCCGCGCAACUAACCCCAUGGCUCAUGUACUGGGUGAUCGUCUCCCUAAUCAACACCGUUGAAUCCACCUUCUGGAUCAUAACCUGGGUCCCCUUCUACGCCUACAUCCGGCUCGCGCUGGGCCUUUACCUCGUCGCGCCAGGCAAGCAAGGCGCCACCUUCCUCUACACCACCUACGUGCACCCCUUCUUCGAGGACCACGAGCGCGAGAUCGACGAGUGGAUCAGCCAAGCCCACGACAAGGCCAAGGCCGCGGGCCUGCAGUACAUGAAGCAGGCGAUCGAGUGGGCGAAAGUCAAUGUGCUGGGCAUGCAGCCGAAGCCGCCGAGCCCGCCGCCCAGCAGGCAUGUGAGCUAUACGCAGGCGCUGCUAUCGCGGUUCAAUCUGCCGUCUGCGAGGGAGGGUCUCGCGGCGCCGGCGGGAGACUUUUAUGCUCUGCUGUCUACGGCGCUGCAGACGACGACGGCUUCAGGCGGCAGCAGGGAUGUGCAGGCUGAAAGCUUGAGCAACAGUGGCACACUGAUACCGUCGCAUCUGGACUCCAUGGAAGACAGGAUGUCCUAUGUCGCAGCACAAAGGGAGAGGCUGCGGGUGCUGCUGCAGGCUUUCGACAACGAGGCGGACAACCUGUCGUCUGGUCCGUCGCGGGAAUCUCCUGAGGAGAGACGUACGGAGGGAAUGGCCAAGAGUAGGAGCGAGCUCGACUUCGACAAGAUCGAGCGCGACGAAGCGGCAGAGGGCAGACGGGGGAGCCGCACGGCCAGUGGUGGGUGGAUGCCGUGGAAUUGGGGUGCAAGAGCUGUGCCGAGUGCGCCAUAUCCGACACGACCAGAGGACCGGCAGGGUAGUGGCAGGUCGACUGGGCUUGAGUAUUGA
Coniosporium apollinis CBS 100218 is the source of this 966-nucleotide messenger RNA. RefSeq lists its product as uncharacterized. The record is from RefSeq and is a predicted model, not a curated record. The coding region runs from base 1 to 966 and encodes 321 amino acids. NCBI's taxonomy places the organism in Eukaryota, Fungi, Ascomycota, Dothideomycetes. The transcript has 2 exons.